This is a messenger RNA of Anastrepha obliqua, 4516 nucleotides long. RefSeq names its product unconventional myosin IC (gene Myo61F). Gene Ontology annotation, molecular function: microfilament motor activity; actin filament binding; ATP binding. Gene Ontology annotation, biological process: actin filament organization; vesicle transport along actin filament. Lineage: Eukaryota; Metazoa; Arthropoda; Insecta; Diptera; Tephritidae. The record is from RefSeq and is a predicted model, not a curated record. The transcript has 10 exons. Gene Ontology annotation, cellular component: plasma membrane; cytoplasm; microvillus. Bases 1178 to 4255 code for a protein of 1025 amino acids.
AAGUGAAAAAUAAAAAAUAAAAAAUUCCAACGUACAAUACUCGCUUGGGUAAAUGCAUAAACAUGAAUUGGGUGGAGCGGGUUGUAAGUUGUGCGCCUCAUCCAGCAAUCACUUGAUUCUUCCCAGUUUUGUGUUUGUGCUAAAUUACGAAUUUCGAAUUCCAACCAUAACCAAUGAAUAAAUUUGGAAAGUGCGCGCAUAUUACUUAUCAAUUCUGCAAGAUUUCCCAUUGAGUUGAGUUCAGUUGAGUUGGUGUCGGGUACGGCAGGCUGACAAACAACAGCAAAGGAGAAAUAUCAGUAACAUCAGCAGCAGCAGCAACAGCAGCAGAAUGACGGCGAAACGACAACUUUCGCUUGUUGCAACCCCCUUUCUAUAUCAUCCAGAUAGUUUAACCAACUUUUGCUUGUUUGCCCACCAAGCAAAUACGUUGCCAACUUGGAGGAUAUAUGCGUCGAUGCCAAGGAGAAAGUUUGUUGGGAAACUAUUCCUGCAAUUAUAUGAAAUAAUGCCGAAAUCAGAAAAUAAACGCAUAGAAUGUGACACAGAGCAUUCGGCGCUCCUUAGAUGUAUGCAUGUGUGUGUGAAUAUAUGUAUGUAUAUGCGCAUAAGCUUGUAUGUGUGCAUUCUAGCAUGCAAGUGCAGGCAUACAUUUCUCUUGCCACUUGCCCACGGAAACGGAUGUGAAAAUGCAAUUGUUUGCGAUGUGCUUCCCAUACCACUUGUGGCAGCCAAGCAACAUUGCGUGUAUCAAAAACCGAAGAAAUGGUGGAGGAGCUGUUGUUAGAUCCUGUUUGCAUGACACCGACACUCGCAGGUGGCUGAUAGAUUGCGGCUGGUGGCUUUACACGCUCACCUCGUAUGUGCUCCCAAAACGCACAUUUUUCCCUACUUUUCAAAUUCUUUCACAUGCAUGGCAUAUAUCUUUGUUUUUGGAACUGCGAAAGUUUUCGAGCGCACACCUAUGGUUAUGCCUUGCUGCGUACGUGUGCGUAUUUCUGCCUGUGAGUACACGAAAUUCUGCCACCAAUUACACUUGAGAGGUGAAAGAAGCUGAUAAGGUGAAAAGUUUUUGGAAGCACCAGCACAGGCGCUGGUAGUAAAUAUUCUGAUCUUUUUUCGUUGCUGAGCCUCUGCGGAAGUAUACAUUUGAAGCGAGUCAACCAAUAAACCGAGAAUGGAGCGCGGAUUGCACGAUCGUGAUCGCGCGGGCGUACAAGAUUUUGUGCUGCUCGAAAACAUUCAAAGUGAAGAGGCAUUUAUCGGAAAUUUACGCAAACGUUUCCAAGAAAAUCUAAUCUAUACUUAUAUCGGUCAAGUGCUUAUAUCAGUAAACCCUUAUAAACAGUUGCCAAUCUAUAGCGAAAAUGACAUCAAAGAAUAUCGAAACAAACACUUCUACGAGAUACCACCACAUAUAUUUGCAGUGACGGAUAACGCUUUCCGGUCAUUAAUUGAAGAGAAUAAGGGCCAAUGUGUUUUAAUUUCCGGCGAGAGCGGGUCUGGGAAAACGGAGGCUUCUAAGAAGGUAUUACAAUACAUCGCCGCCUGCUCUGGCCACCAGUCCACCGUUGAAAGUGUGAAGGAAAAAUUACUCAAGAGUAAUCCGGUGUUAGAAGCUUUCGGCAAUGCCAAAACGAAUCGAAAUGUCAACUCUUCACGCUUCGGCAAAUAUAUGGACAUACAAUUUGACUUUUCGGGUACACCAAUCGGUGGACACAUUCUCAACUAUUUGCUGGAAAAGUCGCGCGUCGUCAAUCAAAAUGCGGGUGAACGUAACUUCCAUAUUUUCUACCAACUCUUGGCUGGUGCUAGUGAAGAGGAGUUGAAACAAUUGCAGCUUAAACGUUCGCUGGAUUCGUAUUGUUAUCUAAGUGAUGGGCAAAAGGGCGUUGUGAGAAGCAUUGACGAUGCCGGCGAUUUCAAGGUCGUAAAACAGGCCAUGAGCGUCAUCGAUUUCACGCAAGCGGAGCAAAAGGAGAUUUUCGACAUCGUCGCAAGUGUGCUGCAUUUAGGCAAUGUGGGUUUCAAUGAAGUCGAAGGUAUUGCUAAAGUGGUGAAACCCGAUGCAGUUGCUGCGAUUGCUAAAUUGCUGGGCGUUAAUCAAAAUGAACUGAUCGAGGCGCUCACCAAUCGCACAAUCGAUGCACGAGGCGAUGUCGUCACGUCACCAUUGAAUCGCGAGUUGGCCAUUUAUGCACGCGACGCACUCGCAAAGGCUAUCUACGAUCGCCUAUUCACCUGGCUUGUGCAACGUUUAAAUAUCUCUCUGCAAGCCAAGGAUCUGCGUGAUGCACUGAACAAUGUUAUGGGUAUCUUGGAUAUUUAUGGCUUUGAGAUUUUCAAAAAGAAUAGCUUCGAACAGUUUUGCAUUAACUUCUGCAAUGAGAAGUUGCAGCAAUUGUUUAUUGAGCUGACGCUUAAAUCCGAGCAGGACGAAUAUCGUCGUGAAGGCAUUGAAUGGGUGCCAGUGGCAUAUUUUGAUAAUAAAGUCAUUUGUAAUUUGAUUGAGGAAAAAUAUAAGGGUAUCAUUUCCAUACUCGAUGAAGAGUGCUUACGGCCAGGCGAACCCACCGAUAUCACAUUCUUGGCGAAACUUACCGAUAAGCUGUCUUCACAUCCGCAUUACAUUUGUCAUGAGAAAUCCUCGAUACAGGUGCAAAAGACAAUGGGACGUGAUGAAUUCCGUUUGGUGCACUAUGCCGGCGAUGUGACUUACAAUGUCAACGGCUUUUUAGACAAAAAUAACGAUCUUUUAUUCAGAGACUUGAAGGAGACCAUGAGUAAGGCAGACAACGAAAUUAUACGCUCCUGCUUCCCAGAGGGCGAGUACAAGAACAAGAAACGUCCAGAUACUGCUAUUACUCAGUUCAGGAACUCUUUGAACAAUCUUAUGGACAUCCUUAUGUGCAAAGAACCAUCCUACAUACGCUGUAUUAAACCGAAUGACCAGCAACAGUCGGGAAUAUUUGAUGACGAAUUGGUGCUGCAUCAGGUGAAAUACUUGGGUCUGAUGGAGAAUUUACGAGUACGUCGUGCUGGCUUCGCUUAUCGCAGAUCUUACGAAACGUUCCUUAACCGCUACAAGUCGCUUAGCAAGGCCACCUGGCCGAACUUCAAGGGCUCACCCAAAGAAGGCGUACGCAUACUCGCCACCGAUCUACACUAUGGCCCGGAAGACUAUCGUUUAGGUGAAACUAAAAUUUUCAUACGCUUCCCCAAAACACUUUUCGAUACAGAGGACGCCUUCCAGGCGAAGAAACACGACAUUGCUGCCAUAAUACAAUCACGUUGGAAGGGACGCCAGCAGCGUAAGAAAUACCUCAAACUACGCGAGCAAAUCAUCACAUUGCAGUCGUAUUGUCGCCGACAUCUGGCCAUUCAGGCGCUACAGCGGCGCCGUGAGGCUGCCAACAAAAUACGUGCCUUCAUCAAGGGUUUCAUUACACGCAACGAUGCGCCGAAUGGCUACAACGAAGAUUUUAUUGCGAACAUGAAACGCAUGUGGCUUAUGCGCUUGGCCAAGCAAUUGCCAACCAAAGUGUUGGACGAGAGCUGGCCACCUUCACCGGUACACUGCCAAGAGGCAUCCACCUACCUUCAUCGUUUGCAUCGCUUGCAUUUGGCACGCAAAUAUCGCCUGAGUUUAUCUAAUGAGCGAAAACGCCAAUUCGAAUUGAAGGUGUUGGCCGAGAAGUUAUUCAAAGACAAAAAAGCUAACUAUUUGGCCAGUGUGCCAUAUUGGUUCCAAAACGAUCGUACGCCCAAGGAAAAUGCUGCAGAAAUCAACAACUUCAUUGCCACUUCCUUAAACGGCGAGAAUUUGAAAUAUGCGUCGCCAUGCACAAAGUACGAUCGUCACGGCUACAAGCCAAGGGAACGCUUUGUGUUGCUAAGCAACAAGGCGCUCUACGUUUUGGACGGCAAGAGCUACAAACAGAAGCAUCGUCUGCCGCUGGAAAAGAUCGAUUUUGUUACCACAAAUCAUAGCGAUAGCCUGCUGGUAAUACGUAUACCUCUUGAACUAAAGAAAGACAAGGGCGACUUAAUCCUUGAGAUACCCUAUAUCGUUGAGUUCGGCACCUUGGUGGUGGACACUGUUGGCACGGCCAACAUACUUAGCAUCGUUAGUCGCGACUCUUUGGAGCACAACGUCGUUAAAGGCAAGGCAGGCGUUAUCGAUAUUCAAACUGGCGGCGAGCCAGGCAUUAUACGUGAUAAGGGUGGCCAUCUUGUUGUUAUUGCUGGACAAUAAAUAUCAGAUAGAAGUGUUAACUACCUUUAACAAGAAAUCAGGGCUUUAAAGACAACGGAUGUAUUUUAUAUAUUUUGUUAUAUUUGUUAUCUGAAAUUUGCAGCAGUAUCAUUCCAGAUUUUAUACAAAUUUUUUAACUAUACACGUACAUAUGUAUACAUAAGUAUUUUAUUGUAUGUAUGUAUUAAUGUGUGCGAACGGUAUUUACUAAAAUAUUAUAAUUUAUUUCAUAUAAUAAACAAUUGAUUGUACUAUAAUAAA